CACAAUACCGUUUCUCCCACCUUCUGGUCCCGAGGUUGAUCCGAAAUGCGACUUCUCCUCGAAAACAUGCGCAUUCCUCAAAGCUAUUCCCAUCCUCGUUUGUUCCGGCCGCCAAGAUUUGUGUGUCAUAUUCUAAGACCAUGCAAAUGGGCCAGCCACAGCGCCGCUUCCAGCCCACGAGCUGCGCCAAUGACUGUCGGUCGAGAUCGACGCCAUGGCCCCAAGUAGUCUCACCAGGCUGCCUGCUGUGUAGUACGGAGUACACAAGUAGGGCGCUCCAGUCUUAUCAGCCAGCCUGAUCAUGCUCACUUGCCGUCGUCCAUGACGGCCUGGCAGCUCUGGACAGCUGGGAUAGAAGACGGCCACCCCAGACGCCAGACACGUUUUGUGGGUCAAGGGAGACGACACAGUUACGCACGGCACGGUCAAGAUCUUCUUUUGUUGAUCAGCAAAUUUCACGCCUCUGUCUUCUGGAUAUGGAACAAUACCGGAUCUUCUGCCCGGGCUCGAGCAACGAUUGCAAGAGCCUGGCUUACAUCGGACGGCUUCAUGGUUGCAUCUGGCCGCGACUGGCCCUGGACUCUGAUGAUUUCUUUGAAAGCGCAGAGGCAGAGUCAACGAAGGGGACUAUGUUCUUUUCGCUCGAAGAGACGAAGGCUCUUUUCACCAAGGAGAACAUCAUGGAUCUCUUGAGCUGUCGCUGCAGGGACUGCGGUGAAUACAAGAGUGACGCAUCGGCCGCCUUCAACUUGUUGGAUUACGAAAAGCGCAUCGUCAACCAAAACGACGAGGGGUGGCUUCUGAUGGCAGCCCUUGUAUAUCUAGGGAAGCUGAGCUUGAUAUACAGAUGGAUCCAGCACCCGCACAUGGUCGAGCCCGGCACGUUGAGGGGUGCCCGUAGUCUGGUUGAGGCCCCGUUCCCCACGAGGCGUCAGAAUGAACUCUUUUGGAAAGCCUAUGGACGAGUCAUGGACAUGUUUUCACCAUUGGAAAUCAAGCCCGGUAUCAACGACAGACCCGAACACAACUCUCUCGCGAAAAGCCAGCGUUUUCCAUACCUUGACGAGCCAGGGAGUUUGCCGUCAGGGAGCUCUGGGAGCCUGAUCACAGCCUUUUGUGUCCCUGAGGAGUACCUUCAUGUGGAUUUCAGGCAACUAAUGGAGAACAACUAUUCCAACUCGGUGGUAGACGACGGGCGUGGCAAAAAGUAUCGUCUUGUUCGAAAGGUCUUGACGCAUAAGACCCUUAAACAUAUGGAGCAUAUUACACUCCGCAUGAUUGCCUCACGUCGGGACCAGGUAAAUCUCAUCAAUCUUAUGGCUCUGUACGAGUGGCGCGAGCAAAUUCACUUCAUCUUCCCAUUCGUCGAAACACACCUCGACGAGGUGCUUCUGGACCAGUGGACGUUCCCCGGGUCAGCUCAAACCAGGGCACUGGCAGAUAAUGCUCUCUGGCGACAGAUGAUAGGGGUUUGCGAAGCGCUCAAGACCAUCCAUUUUGAUCUGACGAGUCCUUGGGGCUCGAAAAACACGCAGGUGAUAGCCUUUCAUUUUGACCUGAAGCCGGCAAAUCUACUUGUCACAGCCAAUGGCAUAGUGAAAAUCACCGACUUCGGACACUCCAUGAUACAAAUCAUGCUCCCCGAAAAGGAGAAGAAGGGGUUCUACAGAGGCGGUGAUCCUGUCUACAGGGCGCCUGAGUCAACUCCAGAUAGCGAGCAAGUCCGCGAGGCCCGUGAAACCAGGAAUCACACAGCAAUCAGUCAGGACUACAAUAAAGAAUUACCACGGAGCCAGGUCUUUCUGAACUACGACGUCUGGCAGCUUGCCUGUAUUAUGACUGAAGUGCUGAUAUGGAUCACGGAGACGGACCAGUAUCGGGAGAAAGAUCUGCCAGGUGAGAAAGGACAAGUUAUCAAGGCUUUCAGGCAAGAGAAGAGAGAUGAGGACGGCCAGGACGCUUUCUUCAGGGUGAAAUCGCAGAACGGCACCAUUGUUCGGUGUUUGAAAACUGCUGUAGACGAGAAGCUUCGCUCGAUCCAAUCAGGCAAUAUGGCAGAUACCGAUGUGGAGACUUACAUGGCUAGGACAGUCGAAAUCCUGCGCGGCAUGUUCGAAAUCGACCCUCACAGGCGUUACCACUCCUACAGAGUCCUGAGAGAGUUGGAAGAAGCCAGCCAGAGGUACUCGACGAGCAGGCAGAGACCGGGCGACCGGAUAUAUCAGAAGAUCAGAGACUGGAACCCUUCAAAGUGUUUCACCGAGGUCGGUUGGAAGAAGGGAGGGGAGAUCCGCUCCUUCCUCGAAAUGUCUGAUGUACGCAUUCGAAAUAAGAUGCCUCGUGAGACAAUACGGGAAUGCACCUGUAUGUUUCGAGUAUUUUACAAGCAAGGAACGGUACUUAUAUUCCACGGAGUUGGGGAGAGGGACGAACUGGAUACGAUGCCCUUCAAUCCUCAAUUAUUGAAACUGGACAUGGAGAAGAGCUACAUGAUCCCGGAAUAUUUGUAUCGGCAACCUGAUGGAAGAUUCACCUGCACGGUCAUUUCAGGCGACCAACCCUACGAAAUUCUGUCCCUCAGUUUCGCUUCUCGAGACGGUAAGUACCGGCCAAGGCGGUGGCGAUCUCUCUGGCUGACUGCAAUAGAUGCACAGAGGUUCCAACACGCACUUACGCGACAGAAGGUGGAGUGGGAGUCAGAUAUUGGUCACGUUGAGCGGGCGAACUUCUACAUCAAGCCCAAGAAACAGGACGCGGACAUGUCCCGGAACUUAAAGUUGCAGGUUUGGUCCUGCUGGAAGGAUGGCAUAUGUGAUAUCGACUUCAACUCGACCCGCCACCUUCAUUCACCUGACCGCCGAGAGUAUGCAAAACAAAGGCUUGUUAUUUUCGAGGAUUUGAGGCCUUUCUUUCUCAUUCCUUUCAACAACGGCCAAAAGCAAUUCUUGUGUUACGGCCACGCAGUCACCAUCAAAGCCGCCCGGAGGUUCAAAGAAUGUGAUCUCUACAGAUCGCCUUCAAAGUUCCCCUGCAUAGAAGAUACUUCUGUGAAUGAAGAUAUCGAGAAGUUGGGAUGCGUUGCCCCAGCAGUACCGCUCGAUCAACUCAAACUUGAGUCCCGGUCAUGGCGGCUCGCAGGUGAUCUGAAGAGGCGGCCGUCGGUACUCACAUUCUCAAGGAAAGGAGAUGCUGACAUGUUCGAGAUCUGCAAAAUCGCCGCAGAAUAUGGCGAAGCCCCCAGACUGGACCCCGAAUAGCUCCGUGUGCCUCCCAGCUAGCGGUCGACGUCAGACAAUCGAAAUUCGACUUUCUAUCGACCUCUUCCAUGACCAAUGUUGAUACAGUUCGACACCACCGUAUAUGAGCAUGGUGGUUACUAUCAGUGGAAUCGCUAGGACAGCAUAGACCUGCAAGCCGUCUUGUGCGAUGAGCUUGAACUGGGCAGACUGCGCCUUACUAACGUAGCCCAAUUGAAGGAAAUCCUGUUCCCGUCAGCGCACUCUCUCUCUAUCUCACCAAUGGCGUAUUGAGUACGAACAGAGACGAACGAUGCUGGCAAAAAUACCAGAGCCAGUACCGUCAGAAUUUUGAGCACGUGGGCUUCGUACCCGGAUCUCAACGUGAGCUCAGUCGUGGCCGCACUGUUGCGAAUCGAGAUGGUAUUUCGAAGCUGAGACCAGUCUGUGAGCAGUGGAGCGCCUCCUUGGAUCCAAACAAUCUCACCUGCUCUGAGAGUGACCUCGCUCUCUCAAUCAUCGAUGCGAAGUUUUUGAUGCUCAGGUGAUGCUGUUGCCGCAUCUUGUUCAGUGAACGGAGGAGCGAGUCUAUAUGCGACGAAUCACUCGAGGGGUGUCGGCCCCUGAGUUGGCGCAUCAGUUCUGUCAUCGAUUCGAGCGUCUCCAAAUUAAAAUCCAUGCAGUGAUUCACCCGAAGCGCCAUGUCAACGAAGGCUUGUAGGGACUUCAUGUCCAUGGACGAGCUCUCCAAGGUAUCGAACUCGCGGAGCUUUCCCGGCUCUACCCCUGAGAUCAUGACCCGGCUAAACUGGGAGAAAUCAUCAGUAAUUUCCUGAUAGCCUAGCAUGAGACUCAAUGGUGCGUACUAUUUCCGAGAUUCUCUCGUCCAAAAAGUUGAAGCAUUCACGGAGAGGCGCGUCGACGCUUCCAAAAGCAACUGCGUGGACAUGCGUCCAGUCGCCGGCCAUUUGUGGAGCUACUGCAGGCUCUUGCAUAAAGCAAUGAUUGAGGCGGCUUGUCAGAGCCUCGGAUGACUUGACCAAGACGUGAUCAGCUCGUCCGGCAUCGAAAGAUACCUUCUGGUAUACGAGUGACUGGCUGAUCGACCAGGGGUUGGUCCCAGGCCUCGCCCGUGCUCGUUUCUGGACGUACUUGAUCAGGUAGCACGAUUCUGUGUUGAUUCAACUUAGUCUGUCGUACUGUGACGGGAAUGAGGACUCCAGAAAUUACCGAAACCAGAAAGACGGCCAUCUACUCCCACAUUCUCGACCCAGUCAUGGCCUCCAAAUCCUUCGUCCUGGGAGAAAGACUUCUGUCCAAACACCAACAAAUUUCGAUGGAAAUCAGGGAAUGCGCCCAAUCCAGCAAGCAAAUUCAUCAUCCCACGCAGCGUGAUUGGAAGCUCACUUCGGGUGAACGCUGGGUUAACGAGACUGGGCCAUCAUGUGUCAGGAGCACGCAGGUGGUUAUCUUUUUAGCUGUAGGCAGGGACUCACAAAUACGAUGCCUUGACUUCCAA
Messenger RNA from Diaporthe batatas, 4755 nucleotides. RefSeq lists its product as uncharacterized. Gene Ontology annotation, molecular function: ATP binding; protein serine/threonine kinase activity. Gene Ontology annotation, biological process: mitotic DNA damage checkpoint signaling; protein phosphorylation. The record is from RefSeq and is a predicted model, not a curated record. NCBI's taxonomy places the organism in Eukaryota, Fungi, Ascomycota, Sordariomycetes, Diaporthales, Diaporthaceae. Gene Ontology annotation, cellular component: nucleus. The transcript is spliced from 7 exons. Bases 477 to 3257 code for a protein of 926 amino acids.